AAUCGUGGGUGUUGUGGCCUGAUCCUCCGCCACACUUUCCAGAGUAAGGAGCAUCGCCUCUUUGGUAGUCGGUUGCCAUGACGGCCCAGGGUAGCCUGGUGGCCAACCGAGGCCGGCGUUUCAAGUGGGCCGUUGAGCUGAGCGGGCCUGGAGGUGGCAGCAGGUGAGGAGCCAGGGAGAAGCUCAGUAUCAGAGCCUUCACCCCGGAACUGCCCCAGAGGAAUGGGACCUCAGCCAACAGGGGCCGAAGUGACCGGGGUGGCGGCCUGGGAGACUCUCUGUAUCCAGUCGGUUACUUGGACAAGCAAGUGCCUGAUACCAGCGUGCAAGAGACAGACCGGAUCCUCGUGGAGAAGGUACAGAGCGCUGCUGGGACAUCGCCUUGGGUCCCCUCAAACAGAUUCCCAUGAACCUCUUCAUCAUGUACAUGGCUGGCAAUACUAUCUCCAUCUUCCCCACUAUGAUGGUGUGUAUGAUGGCUUGGCGACCCAUUCAGGCCCUUAUGGCCAUUUCAGCCACCUUCAAGAUGCUAGAAAGUUCAAGCCAGAAGUUUCUUCAGGGUUUGGUAUAUCUCAUUGGGAACCUCAUGGGUCUGGCAUUGGCUGUUUACAAGUGCCAGUCAAUGGGACUGUUGCCAACACAUGCGUCAGAUUGGUUAGCCUUCAUUGAGCCUCCUGAGAGGAUGGAGUUCAGUGGUGGAGGACUGCUUUUGUGAACCUGAGAAAGUGGCACAUGGUGCCUACAUACUUGGAUCUCACAUACAACCUUCUGUAAUGCCUACGAGCUCCUCCUCAGCACACUAACCCUUAAUAUUAAUACUCAUGCAAAAAGAACCAAAAGCUCUUUUUUCCAUGGUGAGGAAGAGACAAAUCUUAGAAAGACAGCAUAUGAAUCACAAAAGAAACUGUGCCACAACCCUUGACUGAAAAUAAUGUAGAAAACUUUAUUUAUGUUUCCAGUACAGAGCAAAACAACAAAUAAAACCCUAACUCUAUGUAAACAAAAGAACGGUUGCUGCUAAAUCAAGAACCACAGCAGCAUCUUUCAAUAUAAAUUAAAUGGUUGAGAACAAUGUGUAAAAAAAA
Messenger RNA from Manis javanica (Malayan pangolin), 1085 nucleotides. The record is from RefSeq and is a predicted model, not a curated record. NCBI's taxonomy places the organism in Eukaryota, Metazoa, Chordata, Mammalia, Pholidota, Manidae.